Messenger RNA from Quercus lobata, 1276 nucleotides. It is a transcript of the gene APX6, whose product is annotated as ascorbate peroxidase 6. The transcript has 9 exons. Gene Ontology annotation, molecular function: heme binding; peroxidase activity. NCBI's taxonomy places the organism in Eukaryota, Viridiplantae, Streptophyta, Magnoliopsida, Fagales, Fagaceae. The record is from RefSeq and is a predicted model, not a curated record. Gene Ontology annotation, biological process: response to reactive oxygen species; hydrogen peroxide catabolic process; cellular response to oxidative stress. The coding region runs from base 63 to 1097 and encodes 344 amino acids.
UAAUGAAAUGACCCACCACCUUUGAAACAAGAGCAGAGACUGUGAACCGUCCAUUACAGAUAAUGAGUAUGAGUUCAUCGAUUCUCUUCAACUGUAAACCCGGCCCUCUCCUCUGCUCCUGCUCCUCCACUUCUUCAUUCAUAUUCAAAUUCAAAUUUCCCGCCAGGUCACAAUGUUCACCCCUCCCAACGGUCGAAUUCCACGCCACUACGCCCAGGACUUCCACUCACAAUCACAUAAGCAUUGAGAAUGAGUCUGUCUCAGGUGCAGGUGCAAGUACAAGUAGAAGGAGAGCACUUGUAUUUGUAGCAGCCACAACAACGCCAUUGCUUCUUCUUUUCAAUCAUGAGGCCUCUGCAGUUAAGGCUGCUGGGCUGGCUACAACUACAAGUGAGAACUACGUGCUCAUAAAGGAAGAGGUGAGGAAGGUAUUGUCAAAGGCAAAGGCGGCUGGUGUGCUUCGUUUGGUUUUUCACGAUGCAGGAACUUUUGAUAUGGAUGAAAAUUCAGGUGGUAUGAAUGGUUCCAUCAUUUAUGAACUUGAUAGACCAGAAAAUGCAGGUCUUAAAAAACCUAUGAAGAUUUUAGAGAAAGCAAAGACUGAAGUGGAUGCAGUAAAACCAGUAUCAUGGGCAGACAUGAUUGCUGUGGCGGGAGCUGAAGCAGUUUCAUUGUGUGGAGGUCCAACAAUUCCAGUUCCCUUAGGCAGACUAGAUUCAAUGGAGCCUGAUCCAGAAGGGAAACUUCCUCAAGAAUCUCUGGAUGCUCCUGGUUUGAAGCAAAGCUUUCAAAGAAAAGGCUUAUCAACACAAGAUCUUGUUGUUCUGUCUGGAGCUCAUACCCUUGGAAGUAAAGGUUUUGGAAAUCCAACUGUUUUUGACAAUUCAUACUUUAAAAUUCUUCUGCAGAAGCCAUGGACGUCUUCAGGUGGUAUGGCAAGCAUGGUUGGGCUUCCUUCAGAUCGUGCACUUACUGAUGAUAACGAAUGCUUAAGAUGGAUCACAAAGUAUGCUGAAAAUCAGAGCAUGUUCUUUGAAGAUUUUAAGAAUGCUUAUACCAAACUAGUAAGUUCUGGUGCAAAGUGGAAAAGCGUGUGAUAUUAAUCAGGAAUUUUUUUUUUCUCUUUUAAAAAGAUUGCAGAUGUAUUUACAGAAAUUAUAUACAGGGAAUGGGUGCAUCAAUGUGGUUAGAUGUUGUGUGUGAUGCUGUAAUUUUUGUUAGAAUAAUUUUCAAGAAGUGUGAAUAAAUUACAAAUGAAGCUUGCCAAUUUAAUUCA